AUGGCAAACUGGUCGUCAAAUCUGGACCGCGGAAGCAACUUGAAGCAGUACGCCCUCAAGCCUCAUACUAUGCUCAUCAACGCGAACGCUCUCCUGGUCUUCGUGCUCGCCGCCUGUGCAGCUGCACCUGGUGCACUCGCAGACUACCCGACUUCAUGGCGUAGAGCCGACGUCGUAGACACGGACAUCUACGCUCGCUUACUCUCCGACUACGUGGACUACGUCAGACGGACGGAUCCGCCGCCGUACGACCGUCCGGGGAGCCCUCAUCCGCCGCCGCAAUACCCGGGCGGUACGAAGCCCUCAACGCAGGGCGGCUCGAACCUCCCCACUGUCAACGAGCGGAAGCACCACAGGCGCACGGACCCUCCGCCGUACGACCGUCCGGGCAGCCCGCUCCCGCCGCCACAGUACCCGAGCGGCACGAAGCCUUCGACGCAGGGCGGUUCGAACCUCCCAAGCGUGAAGGAGCGGAAGCACCACAGACGGACGGACCCUCCCCCGUACGACCGCCCGGGCAGCCCUCAUCCGCCACCGCAAUAUCCGGGCGGCACGAAGCCAUCGACGCAGGGCGGGUCGAGCCUCCCCACUGUGAAUGAACGGAAGCACCAUGGUAAGAGGGCGAUGUGGGAGUACCUCGUAACCAAUGAUGAGUGGUAUAACAUCAACACGAGCUCGAAGGACUUCGUUAUCGUCAAGCAGACUAUGCGAUAUCACGCGGAAGACACGAUCUUGAAGAGCUCGAAGGGUACCAAGAUCGAUGCGAAGUACACGCCCGAGAAGAAUGCCGUGUUCACGGUCCAUAUCAUACUUGGGCGAGUUGUCGCUAACGGGCUAUAG
This is a messenger RNA of Fomitopsis serialis, 840 nucleotides long. RefSeq lists its product as uncharacterized. Lineage: Eukaryota; Fungi; Basidiomycota; Agaricomycetes; Polyporales; Fomitopsidaceae. The record is from RefSeq and is a predicted model, not a curated record. The transcript is spliced from 4 exons. Bases 1 to 840 code for a protein of 279 amino acids.